This is a messenger RNA of Aspergillus steynii IBT 23096, 3060 nucleotides long. RefSeq lists its product as uncharacterized. The coding region runs from base 352 to 2979 and encodes 875 amino acids. The record is from RefSeq and is a predicted model, not a curated record. Lineage: Eukaryota; Fungi; Ascomycota; Eurotiomycetes; Eurotiales; Aspergillaceae. The transcript is spliced from 3 exons.
GUCUUUUCUUUGACUCUUUCCUGCUCCAGCCCAAGCGGGUGCGAGCGACUGUGGCCUGACCAGACUGGACUAGACCUGAACGCUGUUGUUUGUGGUUGAUCAUUUCUUGUUUUUUCUUUUUCUGUGCCACACUCGCUUUCUGCCUGCGUUGUCCACGCCACGCCCUCCACUGCUCCUCCGACUCCAUCUACCCCGGAUCUGAUCCGUCAAUUCCGCUUUAUCAUCAGCGAUCUAUCACCACCUAAUUCUCGCGACCUAACUCCUCCAUGCUGCCCUCCCGACCUUCUCUCCGCGCUGCUUGACACGACGGGUGAUGUCCUGUCCUUGAUCUCAUUCUGAAAUUACCGCGCAAUGUCCGCCGUCAACAACAUGGCCGAGUCCAGCAGCCUUUAUUCCGACUAUCGGUUCAGCUCCGACAUGGGCGCAUCGUCGGACGAUGACGAUUUCGUUUCCAGUGCCAGUACAACGUCGACUGCGUCCGAGGAGAGGUCGACGGAGAAAAGGCCGCAGUGGGAGUCGGUGACGGCGUCGAACAAUGGAUCGGAUAAUCAACCAUCAACUUGCUCUGUUGCUGGGCCCUCGGACGAUAAUACCCCUGAUCCUACGUCUCUGGCAAUCAAAACGGAGAAACUCAGCUUUGCAGCUCGUGAGGAGCCUGUGGAGACCAAAAGGCCGCUGCUAUUGUUAGACUUGCCCAUGGAUAUCUUGCAGGAUGUUGUCAAAGAGGUAACGCAUACGAAUGAUCUGACGUCGCUGGCUCUGACGUGCUCUACACUUCAUGCCUUGGCAAUUCCGCAAAUGUACUCCCGGUUCGACAUUGUUUGGCCCGAUACUCUCUCGUCUUCCGACCAUCCUGCUGGCGUUGACGCUCUCUCCUACGGUCUCGCCACGUUGGUCAUGGGAGACGACAUCUUUCAUGAACUCCCUCCUACGCAUCGACCCGCAGGCUCCUGCGCACACUGUGGCUGCAACACUCCUCACGACCAAACACCCACACAACAAGAAACGGGUCCGAUUCAGAGGAUACGGCGAGGGAACUACUAUGCACAAUACACGCGGAAAUUCUCAGUCGGGAAUGGGCCGUUGAUCUGGGUCCAGGAAUACUCCGUGACCAAGGAGACAGGAAAGAUGCUGGGAACAUUAGUCGCCUUGGCCAUUGCCCGGAUGAUCAAUUUGGAGACGUUCGUGUGGGACAUGCCCACGGGAGUUUUGCGAGAUGUGUGGAUCGCGCUCUCGUCGCUAGCUAAUCGACCGGGACACGAAUGCCGCCUGGAGCGCGUCUGGGUGCGAUGGCACGACAACUCCGAGAGCCCAAUACGCUCUGCUCCGACCGCGUCCUCCUUCGCACUUCCGGAUACGCAGAACGAUCCUGCCGCUCACUCCUCCGGCCCGCCAUUGCUACACAAGUAUGGACAUGUGGAAUAUCCGUCGUUGUCGAUUGUGCCGCCUCUGAAGAGCUUGAGCGUUCUCGAUAUCGACGAGUCGUCGUACAUUGAAGAAGCAGCUGUCCUCAUCCGACGGUCCUGGGAUCGGUUGAAAGAGUUGCGCGUGGGCAUUUCCUCGAAGGUCUGCCAGGCAGACUGGUUGAAGCCGUUAGGGGGCUGGUCCUCCCGAGAUACGGCUCAAACGGCCAUGACUGGAUGGCCCAAGGUUGGGGGUGUGCUAGGAAUGCUACUAAGCAAGACCGACGGCCACCCGUGUGUGCAUGGAGCGACGGGUGAAAGAUUCAAGAAAGUACCGGAAAAAGCAACCGAUGCAGGUGUCUCCGAUAGUACUAACCCUCAACUUGAAUCGCCUCCCCCCACAGGAUCGUCCGACUCUUUGGAGGAGUCAUCUGCAGGUCCGGUAUCAAGGGCCAAAGAGCCGUCAAAACCCCCCAACCCAAGCUUUAAGUCGUCUCCUGGCUCACUCAGUUCGGACAUUGAAUUCAACCACGACCCGCUCAGAUUGGAGACCUUGGAACUAGAACGCGUGGCGCUGUCUAUUCCGGUGAUGCUGCAGAGUCUUGACUGGAUUCGGAUAACGGCCCUGACAAUACUGCGCUGCGACGGCCACGAGAAACUGUGGAGAUCCCUGCGUCGCCAAUUUCCCCCGUCAUGCACUCUUCGCUCUUCUCCGAGAGCUGGAAAGAGAGACGGUCAAUCUGAGUACUCUUUGAGAAUCAAACAUAUCCAUACGGACGCCGUGUCUCCGUAUUUGCUACUGUUUAUUAAGGACACCCUUGCUCCUAACACGCUGGAAACUCUCUUCCUGCACGAGGCGCCCAUGUAUGACUCCAUCGUCCACAUUGAUGCCAUUUACCGGAACGUGAUCCGCAACCAUCGGAUGAGUCUGAAGAAGAUCCUCAUUGAUAGUACGGAGCGGUCAGCAAUUGGCGUUGAGAUCGCCACCAGUCGCUGGCGAAAAUGGAUGUUUACGCGCGACAUGAUCUCGUUUGUCACCAGUGGACGCAUGCCUCGGCUCCGUGAGCUGUCAAUGACCUUGCAUUCCAAGGAUUGGCACUAUUUCUUACAGCGACUGCCCAACGUUCCGCAUCUUCGGGCUUUGCACAUUCCCCAUAUCGCCCACCCGGUGCACCGGGAUUCCAAAGAGCUUGCCCUGCAGAUCUUGGACAUAGUCACCAUCCGGCCCGAUGUAGGAAUCAGUUACGUAGGGAUGCAGAACAAGUGUUACGAGAUCCUCGAGGGCAAGCGAGGGGACAAGGUUGAGUUUGACGAUGCGGACGACAGCCACAGCGAGGGUCUUGGAGACGGCGAGCCCUGGUCGGCCAGCGACACGGAGGACGACGAAGGCGACGACGAAGCCGGAGCCACAAGCACGGCAGAUUCCACGUCGCUGCUGUCCUCGGACCACGCGUCGUCGGACGGAGAUGAAUCCGAUCUCGAGAGCAGCCGAUCGCGCGUGACGUUUCGGCUGCGCGAGAUCUUGUUUUACGAUGAUAAGAUCGCCAUUUUCAAGGCGCGACAUGGAGUUUUAUGAUAGCCGGCAGGCGGGUUAGCGUUUGUUUUGCUUUUUGCUCGAGAUACCACUGAAUGAAGUUGAAUAGAAUGGAGUUUUGCC